UUGGCUGUCGGGCCGGCUGACGGCUGGGAGGCGGCGGCGGGACGGGGAAGAUGGCGGCGGCGGCGGAGGAGGCGGCGGCUGCGGCGGCGGCGGGGCGGCGCUGAGGAGGCCCGAGGCGGGCUGAGGAGUGGCGGGGCGGGCGGGCGGGGGCCCAUGUGUGGCGGCGGCCCCCCCCCGCCCCCCACUACCGGCGGCGGCCCCGGCCCCUUCGCAGCCAGGCGCCGCUGAGGCGGUUCCGCGGGCGGCAGAGCGAGCGCGGCCCCGGCCCGGUCGGCGGCAGGAUGAAGUUCGCCGAGCACCUCGCGGCGCACAUCACCCCCGAGUGGCGGAAGCAGUACAUCCAGUAUGAGGCUUUGAAAGAGAUGCUAUAUGCAGCUGUGGACCAGGCCCCUUCUAUAGAAGACACAGAUGAGGACACAGUGAAAAGGUGUUUUGCCACGUUUGAAGAGAAGUUCUUCCAGACCUGUGAGAAAGAACUUGCCAAAAUCAACAUUUUCUAUUCAGAAAAGCUUGCGGAAGCUCAGCGCAGGUUUACUACUCUUCGGACUGAGUUACAGUCAACUUUGGACGCACAGAAAGAAGCCAGUGGGGCUUCCACGCUGCAGCGGCGCAGAAAGCCGGUCUUCCACCUGUCCCACGAAGAGCGUGUCCAGCAUAGGAAUAUCAAAGACCUGAAAUUGGCCUUCAGCGAGCUCUACCUCAGCCUCAUCUUACUGCAGAACUAUCAGAACCUGAACUUCACCGGCUUCCGCAAAAUCUUAAAGAAGCAUGACAAGAACCUGGAGACGGCGCGGGGGGCAGAAUGGCGGGUGGCCGAGGUGGAGGUGGCACCCUUCUACACCUGCAAGAAGAUCAACCAGCUUAUCUCCGAAACAGAGGAAGUGGUGACCAAUGAGUUAGAAGAUGGAGACAGACAGAAGGCUAUGAAACGUUUGCGUGUUCCACCCUUAGGAGCAGCUCAGCCUGUACCAGCCUGGACUACAUUCAGGGUUGGAUUGUUCUGUGGGUUGUUCAUCGCGCUCAACGUCACCGUCAUACUUUCAGGUGUGGCUUUUAUAGAUGGACCAAAUGUGUGGCCACUGGUGAGAAUCUAUCGAGGUGGCUUUCUCCUGAUAGAAUUCCUCUUUCUCCUGGGUAUCAACACAUACGGCUGGAGACAGGCUGGAGUCAAUCACGUCCUCAUCUUCGAACUCAAUCCCCGCAGCAACUUGUCCCAUCAACAUCUCUUUGAGAUUGCUGGUUUCCUGGGGGUUUUGUGGUGCCUGAGCCUGCUGGCAUGUAUAUAUGGUAAAUUCACCUACAUCCCUAUGCAGGUGAAUCCGCUCAUCUUGUACGGCUUCAUGUUGCUUUUUCUCAUCAACCCUACCAAAACCUUAUAUUACAAGUCCCGUUUUUGGCUGCUUAAACUAUUGUUUCGAGUGUUCACUGCUCCCUUCCACAAGGUAGGCUUCGCAGAUUUCUGGCUGGCUGAUCAGCUCAACAGCCUGGUCGUGAUACUCAUGGAUCUGGAAUACAUGAUCUGCUUCUACAGCUUCGAGGUUCAGUGGGAGGACAAUGCUGGACUUCUGGCAAAUACAGAUAAUCAGAUUUGUUACAGCUACUCCUACGGAGUGAGAGCAGUUGUCCAGUGCAUCCCUGCUUGGUUGCGAUUCAUCCAGUGCCUGCGCCGUUACCGUGAUAACAAACGGGCCUUUCAUCUGGUUAACGCUGGAAAAUAUUCCACCACCUUCUUCGUGGUGACAUUUGCAGCCCUUUACAGCACUCACAAAGCUAAAAACCACAGCGACACCCAAGUGUUCUUCUACCUGUGGAUUAUCUUCUAUUUCAUCAGCUCUUGCUAUACCCUUAUUUGGGACCUGAAGAUGGACUGGGGUCUCUUUGACAAAAACGCUGGUGAAAAUACCUUUCUCCGAGAAGGAAUUGUCUACCCACAGAAAGCAUACUACUAUUGUGCCAUUGUAGAAGACGUGAUCCUGCGUUUUGCGUGGACCAUCCAGAUCUCCCUCACUUCCAUGCAAAUCUUUCCAUACGCUGGGGACAUCAUUUCUACUGUAUUUGCCCCACUUGAGGUAUUCCGGCGGUUUGUGUGGAACUUCUUCCGUCUGGAGAACGAGCACCUGAACAACUGCGGUGAGUUCCGUGCUGUGAGGGACAUCUCCGUGGCACCGCUCAACGCCGAUGACCUGACGCUCUUGGAUCAGAUGAUGGACCAGGAAGAUGGUGUACGAAACCGCCGCAAGAACAAACAGUGGAAACGCAGCCAGAGCGUGUCCUUGCGCAGACCUCGUCUUGCUUCACAGUCCAAGGCUUGCGACACUAAAGUAUUGAUAGAGGACCUAGCGAAUGAAGUGAACACAUGAGAUGGCCACGGUCUCUUAUUCCGCAUCCUUUGUUUUCUCGUUCAGUUCCCCUCUUCCCCAAGUAACCCGAUCUCUGGUACAGUUUCCAGCUGAAAACAGGAGAAAACACUGAACAUGUUUUCCGAGCUCUUCCAGACCAGAUCCUAUGGACUCCAACAAGCUCACUGUGUUUUAUUUCUUUUCUUCUGGGUUAAUUUUAAUGUUCUAUUUUAAAACAAAACAAAACAAACAAAAAAAUAAAAUAUUUUACUUUGCCAAUAAA
Chroicocephalus ridibundus (black-headed gull) is the source of this 2622-nucleotide messenger RNA. It is a transcript of the gene XPR1, whose product is annotated as xenotropic and polytropic retrovirus receptor 1. The transcript is spliced from 15 exons. Gene Ontology annotation, cellular component: cytoplasm; plasma membrane; Golgi apparatus. NCBI's taxonomy places the organism in Eukaryota, Metazoa, Chordata, Aves, Charadriiformes, Laridae. Gene Ontology annotation, biological process: cellular response to phosphate starvation; phosphate ion transport. Bases 282 to 2360 code for a protein of 692 amino acids. The record is from RefSeq and is a predicted model, not a curated record. Gene Ontology annotation, molecular function: inositol hexakisphosphate binding.